Molecule: messenger RNA, 1056 nt
Organism: Tetrapisispora phaffii CBS 4417
Lineage: Eukaryota; Fungi; Ascomycota; Saccharomycetes; Saccharomycetales; Saccharomycetaceae
Product: C2H2-type zinc finger protein
Exons: 1
Coding region: 1-1056 (351 amino acids)
Cellular component (GO): nucleus
Source: RefSeq, a predicted model, not a curated record
AUGUCCUUAUUUUUAAACAAUAACAACUUUGCAAUUAGUAAUGACAAUGCAGACAAUGCAGACUACAACAACAACAACAACAACAACAACAACAAUAACAAUGAUUCAAGCUUUUUAAAUAAUGAUCAUUUUUACUAUAAAGCACAAGAUCAUCUGCUAGAAAACGUGAAUCUCAGACUAGAUUCACUACUAUUAUUUUUGAAUGAAAAUGAUAAUAUUACCUCAGUAAGCCCAACUACGCUAAAAUUUAUAAAUUCUCCGAAUCCUGAUUACUACAACAAUUAUCCAGAAUCACCAUUAUCCGAAUCAGCAGGCUUAUCUUCAAGAAGAAACACAAUCGACACUGCUGUAUUAUUUCCCACUCAACAAAGUCCAUUUGAUAUUAAAGAAAAUGUUUCAUUCAAGAAUACUGGAGAAAAUAACAACACUGACAACGACAGAAUCAUCUCACCGAUCACUGAAGUUAACAACACCACCAACUACAUUUACUCAUCUGCUCCAACUUCGUCUUCUAAGAAUACUAGUAUUAAUUACACGGUCUCUCCAAAUAGUAUUUUUUCUUCUCCAUGUGAAAUAUUAUCUGACACUUUCGAUCACUCCAACGGUGUUACUCAAAACAGUGAAGUAAGUCAGCAACCAAGUGGUACUAUUAAGAGUAGCGAAUCCAACUUAGAAUUGUUUAAGUCGUGGCAAAAACUAAAUGACCAAAUCAAAAUCAAAAUGAAUGCUAUUGAGGAUAAAGAACAGCCAACUGGUCCACUAUCUAGAAAAAGGCAUUAUAGUACCGGAUGUAUCGAUAAGAUUAAAUAUGACUGCAAUAUCUGCGGUAAGAAAUUCAAGAGGCCAUCUUCGUUAAACACUCACAUGAAUAUCCAUACUGGUCAAAAACCAUACAGAUGUCCACAUAUUUCAUGUUCAAAGGCAUUCAAUGCCAAAUCCAAUAUGUUAAGACAUUACAAACUUCAUUUCAAGCUAAACACUGGUCAGUACAUAUUACCAAACGGUGAAAUAUCAGCCACUAAGCCAACUACAAAACAAUUAUUUGGUAAACACUAA